Messenger RNA from Hyaloperonospora brassicae, 2127 nucleotides. Lineage: Eukaryota; Oomycota; Peronosporomycetes; Peronosporales; Peronosporaceae. The record is from the annotation of a GenBank genome assembly.
AUGUUCAAGUCAACUACAGCCGAUCGAACGCGAGCGCCGUCGUCGGGUCUCAAGCUCAAGAAAAGCUCGAGCAGCUUCAGGCGCGCGGUCGUCGAUCGGUCACGUCUCGAAUUGGGCGACCGAAGCAGUAAAGACGACGACCCGAAGGCGUCCGGUGGAUCAAUCGACCACUUGCCGCCGACCGAGUCGCGCGUACGGCUGUCCGACGAAGAGCUCUUGACGUUGGCCCGCGAAGCGUCCGACCGCGUCGACUUUCGUCGGCUCACGAACCGCCAGGCGUCGCUCCGCAAUUGGAAGUGGAAGACAGUGGCCAAUGCGUUCACGGCCUUCUCCCACGGCGACGGCUUCGAGUCUGCCCAAGAAGUGCUGGCCACGGGCGAGAUGAAAGCCUCGUUGAACGAGUUGGCGCAUAUCCUGAGCACGGCAACGGACGUGGACCACGACAUGAUGAUGCGGAGCGUGUACAAGGACUACAUCCACGGCUCGGUCGUGCACGUCGUGAGGCCGCCCCGGGUCAAGACCACGGCCGAAGCCGCUAACGUCGUAGUGGAAGUCGAGUCCAAGCUGACGGUCAAGACCAGUGCCUUUGAGCGCUCGCGGCUGUUCAAGAACCACGAACAGUGGUGCUUUCUCGAGUACUUUGAGAAAGUCAGCAGUGCCGACAGCUUCACGGUGACGCUCACGUCCGUGCCAGAGACCGCGUUACUUGCUGGCAAGAUGAAAGCCGACCGCGUGGACGAGCUGCCUGACUUGACAGCAGCGUACCUCAUUGAGAAGAUCUCGGCGAGCAAUUUGGUUCGCGUCGUCUUCUUUGCUCAGGCUUCGCUUCGCGAGUAUGAGCCGCAGUUUGACUCGUCGAGCACGAGCUACAGCAUGGACAGCGAGAGUCAACGGGGCAGUCAACUCGCCUGGUCGAAGAAACGGCAGACGCGCUUGAUGCGACUCGCUGCAGGUGCCAGUCAGCUCCCCGACGUGGUCCGUCGUCGCCGCUUUGGUACGCAAUUGCUGGCCGACUGCUCGGCAUUCGAAGCCAAGAACUCGCGCUGCACGUGCUGUGCCAAGUCGCUGCGGUUCCUCACGCGCAAGAAACGCUGCCACGUGUGCGGCUACAUUGUGUGCCACCAGUGCUGGAGCAUCCACUCGAUGGAGACGCGUGCGGGUCGCGUCUCGUCCGUGCGCGCGUGCAAGCGCUGCGUCGAGUUCGUGCACAAUGGCGACUACUCGUGCGUGAACCAGCAGACACGUGGCCGCAUUCAGAUUGUCGCGGACCCGCCGAGUCUGCCAUCGAGCAGCGACACGCCGGGCAAAGCGUUGACGAACUUCUUGCACGACGCGCUGCAGAACUCGUCGGGCAACAAGCGCAAGUCUGUCCUGUCCGUGGUGCGGCACUUGAUGAACCAGGAGAAAGAGGCCGGGGUGAGCUGCUCAGACAGCUCGUCGUCCGGCACACGUCUGACGGAUAAGGACGCUGAGAAGUACGUGAACGCACUGCACGACGGCAUGCUGCAGGUCGAGCCGCUUCCGCUCGAAGAGUGUGUGCUCGCUACUGUCGAUGGCCGCAACUACCCGCUCAAUAUGGCCCGCGACGCCGGCACAUUGAGCAAACCGCCGGUGCCCGAGAACGAGCAGAUGCGGAUUGCAGCCAUCGAGCGAGGCGGGUUCUCCAAGAUCACGGACACGGACGAGCUCGACUUGAUCUGUGAGCUGCUUGCACGGGAAAUGCAGUGUUCUACGGGACUCGUGACGCUGAUCAGCGAGGACGAGCAGCACGUGUUGGCAUCGAACUUGCUGCCGUUUCGACAGCUGCAUAUGCCACGGGAGCAGUCCUUCUGUCAACACACGAUCAUGAACGACGUGCCAUUGCUGGUACCGCAUCCGGAAUCGGACAUUCGGUUCCAGAACCUGCCGGCGCUUCUUGCGCACGACAUGCGGUUCUACCUCGGGUUCCCACUCAAGGACGAGAACGACCAGGUCGUGGGUUCCGUGUGCUGCAUUGACAGCAAGUCUCGAGACGUGUCUGCGUCGCAGUACUCGGCUAUGAAGAGACUUGCCGAGACGGCGUCGAAAGUGGUGCAAAUUAAGGGGUUGCAGGCCCGGAUGGCCGACCCGACGUCCGUCACGACAUAA